Messenger RNA from Hordeum vulgare subsp. vulgare (domesticated barley), 2018 nucleotides. RefSeq names its product glycosyltransferase BC10-like. The transcript has 2 exons. Gene Ontology annotation, cellular component: membrane. The record is from RefSeq and is a predicted model, not a curated record. Gene Ontology annotation, molecular function: glycosyltransferase activity. Lineage: Eukaryota; Viridiplantae; Streptophyta; Magnoliopsida; Poales; Poaceae. Bases 416 to 1633 code for a protein of 405 amino acids.
UCGGAGCUGGAUCGGAAUCGACAGCGACCUCUUCCUCCUCCGCCACGCGUAUUCCCUCCUCCUCCUCCCCCUCCCCCUCCUUACCCACUAAGAAACACAGAAAGAAAGAGUGCCACCCCCCGCCUUCCCCUUGCCGCGUUUCCUCCCCUCCCCUCCCCUCCCCUCCCCUCGCGUCGCUCGCCGCCAUAAAGGGCCCUCGCCGCGUGUCGUCCAUCUUCCCAGGCCCUUUCCGCGCGGAUCCACCCGGCCCGGCUGCGAUUUCCCGUGAACUGCGUGCCGCCAGAUCGGGGCCUCCCUGCGGAUUCCGGCGCCGAAAAGGCCCCAUCUUGCCCGCUCCCCCAGGCCAUCUUGCUCGAUCUCGCCGCCGGCGGAACCGUCCGGAUUCGAUCAUCCUCCUCCUCCGCCGGCCCUCGCGAUGUGGGGGGACACGAAGCCGAUGCUCAAGUCCCGGGGCGGGGGCGGGGGCGGCGGCGGCGGCGACGAGGACGGCGACUACUUCCCCAACACGCCGCGCAAGGACUGGUCCACGGGCCUGCUCAAGCUCGUCACCGCCAUGGUCAUCUUCAUGGCCGGCGUCGUCAUCGGCCUCUCCGUCAGCGCCAACGUCUCCCGCUACUACUACAACUCCCACACCGAGCUCUUCUUCCCCACCGCCACCUACAGCUCCUGCGACCGGCGCGGCGCCACGGGCGACUGCGGCCCCGGAUUCAAGGCCUUCGUCCACCCGCCCCAACUCGCGCACUCCAUGACCGACGAGGAGCUCUUCUGGCGCGCCACCCUCGUGCCAACCGCCGACGAGUUCCCCUUCCAGCGCGUCCCCAAGGUCGCCUUCCUCUUCAUGACCCGCGGCCCGCUCCCCUUCGCGCCCCUCUGGGAGCGCUUCUUCCGGGGACACCAGGGCCUCUUCUCCGUCUACCUCCACACCAUACCGGACUACAAGCUCAACGUCUCCAAGACGUCCCCAUUCUACGGCCGCCAGAUCCCCAGCGAGGAAGUGUCUUGGGGAUCGAUAACCCUGGUAGAUGCUGAGAAGCGCCUGCUGGCCAAUGCGUUGUUGGAUUUCUCGAACGAGCGUUUUGUUCUGCUCUCGGAGAGCUGCAUUCCGGUGUUCAACUUCCCAACCGUCUAUGAGUAUCUCAUAAACUCGGAACACAGCUUCGUUGAGUCCUACAACAUCGACACUCCUCAGAGCGCUGGCCGCUACAACCGCCGGAUGGCCCCUCACAUCUUGCCAGAGCAAUGGAGGAAAGGGUCUGAGUGGUUCGAGCUUAACCGUGAGCUGGCCGUCCGUGUCGUAGCGGACCUCAAGUACUACUCGAUCUUCCGGAAGCAUUGCAGGCCAUCUUGCUACCCGGACGAGCAUUACAUACCAACCUAUCUUCAUCUGUUCCAUGGGUCGCUCAACGCCAACAGGACCAUCACAUGGGUUGAUUGGUCAAGAGGAGGCCCGCAUCCAGCGAGAUAUGGUGCUGGAAACAUCAAUGUGGACUUCAUCAAGGCCAUCAGGAACAACGGUACGCAGUGCCUCUACAACUCGAAGCACACCUCUGUGUGCUACCUCUUUGCCAGGAAGUUUGCUCCUAGUGCUUUGGGACCAUUGAUGAACCUCACUUCGACGGUGUUGGACUUUUGAGCUUGGCUUCGAAUCAGCAUUAUGUUAUCGAGCUAUCUCCAUGGACGAUCACUCGCUCGUGUACCGGUACCGGUUAGAGGUGCUCUGCUAGAUCAGGGACAUGUGUCUCUUCUUAGAUAGACGAGAGACUGCUGUCGAGGAUGCUUUGGCUGGCGGAUGACGCUGUAUGGGAUGGUGAAAUUUACUUCACUUAUCCUGAGGCUGAUUCCUGAGUAUUGGACGAAUGGCAGUACAACAUCCAGAGAGGACUUUUUCACCUCCCAUUCUUUUUGUUAUAUCAAUAGCUCUGUGAUAGAUCUUUUUCUCCUUUUCUUCUGCCCCCAUCUUUCUUAUUGUAACGACUUGGUCAGGAUGCUAAUUUUAUGUGAAUAUAACUUCUCAAUCA